This is a messenger RNA of Lampris incognitus (smalleye Pacific opah), 1083 nucleotides long. RefSeq names its product protocadherin gamma-A8-like. Gene Ontology annotation, cellular component: plasma membrane. Lineage: Eukaryota; Metazoa; Chordata; Actinopteri; Lampriformes; Lampridae. Gene Ontology annotation, molecular function: calcium ion binding. The coding region runs from base 1 to 1083 and encodes 360 amino acids. The transcript is spliced from 3 exons. Gene Ontology annotation, biological process: homophilic cell-cell adhesion. The record is from RefSeq and is a predicted model, not a curated record.
AUGGCGUUUGUGUGUCAGAAUGAUGAGAUCCGCUAUUCUAUCCCCGAGGAGAUGAAGAAGGGAUCUGUGAUCGGUAAUAUAGCCCAAGACUUGGGACUGGACCUGAAAAGGCUCCGUUCUGGCCGGGCCCGUAUCGUGACGGGGGACGGCAUUCACUACGCCGAGCUGAAUACGGACAAAGGGAUUCUGGUGGUGAACGAGAGGAUAGACAGAGAGCAGCUCUGCGGUGACGUCACGCCGUGCAGCUUCAGCUUGGAAAUGAUAUUAGAAAACCCCAUCGAGCUUCACCCUGUGAAAAUAACGAUCCAGGACCAGAACGAUAACGCCCCUCAGGUUCUGUACCCAGUCCAGACCAGCAGCUCUCUGGUGGCUGAAAUGGUGCCUCGUUCAGCAGAUGUGGGCUAUCUGGUGACUAAAGUGGUGGCUGUUGAUGUGGACUCUGGACAGAAUGCCUGGCUCUCCUAUAAGCUGCAGAAAGCCACAGACAGGGCGCUGUUUGAAGUGGGCUUACAGAAUGGGGAAAUAAGGACUAUCCGCCAAGUCACUGAUAAAGAUGCUGUGAAACAAAGGCUGACUGUUGUAGUGGAGGACAAUGGGCAGCCCUCUCGUUCAGCUACAGUCAAUGUUAACGUGGCGGUGGCGGACAGCUUCCCUGAAGUGCUCUCGGAGUUCACUGACUUUACGCACGACAAGGAGUACAAUGACAACCUGACUUUUUACUUAGUCUUGGCUUUGGCUGUAGUGUCCUUUCUCUUCAUCACCUGUUUAGUGGUCAUCAUAUCAGUGAAGAUAUACAGAUGGAGACAGUCUCGCAUCCUCUAUCAUUCCAGUCUGCCGGUGAUUCCCUAUUAUCCACCACGUUACUCAGACACUUUGGGGACAGGGACUCUCCAGCACGUGUACAAUUACGAGGUGUGCAGGACGACUGACUCCAGAAAGAGUGACUGUAAGUUCGGCAGAGCCGGUAGUCAGAACGUGCUGAUAAUGGACCCCAGUUGUACAGGAACGAUGCAGCGGAUCCAGAAUGAAAAGAACAUCCUGGAUGAGCCAGACUCUCCUGUAGAGGUGAGUUCUUUGGAUUGA